CUUGUCAAGGGCGCCGGGCACGCGAGCGGAGGAAAGCACCCAGCGUGCGGCGAGUCCCCACCCACAGCCUUCGGGGUUCAGGGACAGGCGCCGUCCACUUCAACCGCGCCGAGCCCCCUCAGGGACCCCCAGCGCUCGGAGCCCAGGGCAACCGGAAGCUCCGCGGAGCCCCGCCCCCGCCGCCCGGAAGCGGAAGUGGCGUCACAAUCCGGCCGCGUCCCCCGUCCCGGGUUCGGGAAAUCUCCAAAGCUGCUGCGUUUUCGUUCCUCCUCGGGUUGGUUCCUUCUUGGAGUCGCUCGCGUGAAGGGGAGGCCCUGAGUGUGGAAGGAAGGCGACGAAGGACGCGGGUGGCUUCCUCAGGGAGGCCCGGGCCUUCCGGAGCCGCGAGUCCCCCCGGGGCGGCGGGGCCCGAGCGGCCGCUCCGCGCGUGGGUGCCCCGGACGGGCCCGGGCCGGAAGCGUCGCGACAGCGCGGCCUGGGGACGUUUCCGUCCUCUGAGGUCGGGCCUUGGGAAAUCUCCGGGGACCGCCCGUGCCCCGCGCUCCAGGAGGGAUCCGGGAUCCGGCGCGUUCCGUUAUUGUAGGAACCCAGUCUGCCUUCAUGAAGAAAAGAUAGAGGUAUCAAGGAUGUUGACUGACUGUUCGACUGAUUGUUACCAGGACUUGGUGACCUUUGAUGAUGUGGCUUUGGACUUCACCAAAGAUGAGUGGCUUUUAUUGAAUCAAACUCAGAGAAACCUCUACAAAGAUGUGAUGCUGGAGAACUACAAGAACCUGGCCUCAAUAGGAUGUCAGCUCAUCAAACCUAGUCUGAUCUCUUGGUUGGAACAAGAAGAGUAUUUGAGUACAGUGCCAAGAGGAGUUCUAGAAUGGGAAAUGCAACUCAAAACCAAAGGGUCAACACUUCAGCAGAAUUUUUUCAGGGGACAAACCUCUAAUGGGAAACACAUGAGAACAAGCAACCGUGUUGGUGAACUCUGUGAGUGUAGCCAGUGUGGAGAUGUUUGUAGUGAACACUCGUGUUUAAAGACACAGACGAGAACUCAGAAUACAGGGAAACGUCGUGAGUGUGAUCAGCAUGGAAAAGAUUUCCUUACUCUGCAUGCACAAGCCUCUGUUGGAGAGCAGCUUUCUGAAUUUGAGUGUGGAAAAACCCUCAGCAUGACUCCAAACAUUGUAAAUGAGAGAACACGCAUGGGAGAAAAACCUUUUGAGUGUGGUGACUAUGAGAAAGCCUUUGUUAAUCAGUCGUACCUCCAAGCUUUUAUGAGGACUUACAAUGGAGAAAAACUCUAUGAAUGGAACGAAUAUGGAAGCAGUUUUAUUUUCCCCACAAAUCUUCCUAUGCAUAUAGAAACUCUUAAUGCAAAAAAUCCCUACAAAUGUAAGGAAUGUGGAAAAGGUUUUAGAUAUCCUGCUUAUCUUAGUAAGCACAUCCGAACCCACACUGGAGAGAAACCCUAUAAAUGUACAGAAUGUGGAAAAGCUUUUGCUCAGUUUUGGGGUCUUUCUCAACAUGUACGAAUUCAUAGUGAAGAAAAGCCCUAUGAAUGCAAAGAAUGUGGGAAAGCCUUCAGUGUUUCUUCAUACCUAACUAAACAUUCAAGAAUUCAUACUGGAGAGAAACCCUUUGAAUGCAAGGAAUGUAGAAAGUGCUUUGGAAAUUCUUCAUACCUUAAGAAGCACAUUCAAGUUCACACUGGAAUAAAACCCUAUAAAUGUAAAGAAUGUGGAAAAGCCUUCACUCAGUCCUCAGGCCUUACCAAGCAUGUACGAAGUCACAGCGGAGAGAAGCCCUAUGAAUGCAAGGAAUGUGGGAAAGCCUUCACUACUUCCACUUGCCUGAUUGCACAUGUCAGGACUCACACUGGAGAGAGGCCUUUUGUUUGUAAGCAAUGUGGGAAGGCCUUCGCUAGGUCCUUUUGUCUCAUUGAACAUAUCAGAACUCACGCUGGAGAAAAACCCUAUAAAUGUGAAGAAUGUGGGAAAGCCUACACUGCAUCGUCAGACCUGACUAGGCACCUAAGGGUUCACACAGGAGAGAAUCCCUAUAAAUGCAAGGAGUGUGGGAAAGCCUUCGCUCACUACUCAAACCUUUCUGUGCAUCAAAGAACUCACACUGGAGAGAAGCCUUAUGAAUGUAAGAUAUGUGGGAAGGUAUUUACAUAUUCCUCAAGUCGUAACAGUCACAUACGAACUCACAAAGCCCAGUUCCUGACGGAAAAGGUCCUUAAAGGACAGCGUGGCCCGAGCCACCGAGGAGCCUCCCCGGAGGGGCCUGGCCCGCGGGCCCGCGCGUCCUGUCAGCCGCUGCCCGAGAGGCCGCUCGGCGCGGGGAGCCGGCUCGCGAGAGCCCUGAGGACGCGUCCGUGGGGCGCCUGCAGCCGCCGUGCUUCCCUCGGCACUGGCCUCCGGCGAACCUUCCCGCUUUUGUUUUUUUCCAGAAGGAAAAGAAUUUCCGCUGUGCGAAUCAUGUUGACUCCGGCCCCAGCGUCCUCCUACCUCACGGACCUGGCCGUUGCGGGGUGUUCCGGAGCCCUUCUUUCUAAGGACCAAAUAUGCCUUCCUGAAGAAAAUAUAAAGUCAGAAGGGGUGUUGGCUGACUGUCUGACAACUUGUUACCAGGACUUGGUGACCUUUGAUGAUGUGGUUUUGGACUUCACCCAAGAUGAGUGGAUUCUAUUGGAUCAAACUCAGAGAAACCUCUAUAGAGAUGUCAUGCUGGAGAACUACAAGAACUUGGCCUCAGUAGGAUGCCAGCUCAUCAAACCUGACUUGAUCUCUUGGUUGGAACAAGAAGAGGUUUUGAAGACAGUAGAUAGAGGAAUUCUCCAAGAAUGGGAAAUGGAAAUUAUCACCCAAGAGUCAAGACUUCAUCAGGACUUCUUGGGGAAACAAACCUCCAGUGAGCUAGAAAUGGGAAGAAGCCACUGCAGAAGGCAACUCUACAGCCAUAGGCAACGAGGAGAUAUCUUCAGUGAACACUCAUAUUUUAAAACAUAUAUGAGAACUCAAAAUACAAAAACGACCUGUGACUGUAGUGAGUAUAGAAAACACUUCCCAACUCUACAGAAGAAAACUUGUAGUGCACAGAAACUUUCUGUGUUGAAUCAGUGUGAAAGAGCUCUCAGCCUGAGUCUAAAUGUUGUUUAUCAGAGAACACGCAUGCUAGACCCAUCUUUUGAAGGCAAUAACUAUGGGAAAGUCUUCCUUAAUCAGUCAUACUUUCAGGGACACAUGGAAAAUCAGAAUGGAGAAAAAGUCUAUGAAUGCAAUCAGUGUGUGGGAGCUUCCACUCACUCCACAAGCAAUGCUGUGCCAGUUCAAAUGCCUCCCGUUAAAAAAUCCUAUGAAUGUAAGACUUGUGGGAAACUCUUUAGAAAUUCUUCAUGCCUUAAUAAUCACAUUCGAACCCACACUGGAGAGAAACCCUAUGAAUGUAAAGAAUGUGGAAAAGCCUUCACUACAUCUUCAAGUUUAACUGAACAUUUCAGAAUUCAUACUGGAGAGAAACCCUAUAAAUGUAAAGAAUGUGGAAAAGCCUUCACUAAACGCUCAGGCCUCACUACACAUGUACUAACACACACUGGAGAGAAGCCCUAUGAAUGUCGGGAAUGUGGGAAAGCCUUCACUUCAUCCUCAUGCCUUACUCUGCAUGUAAGGACUCACACUGGAGAGAGACCCUAUAUAUGUAAGGAGUGUGGGAAAGCCUUCCAUGCUUCCUCAUACCUACGUAAACAUGUAAGAAUUCACACAGGAGAGAAACCCUAUGAAUGUAAGGAGUGUGGGAAAGCCUACAAAAGGUGUUAUCUGCUAACUGAACAUUUGAAAACACACACAACAGAGAAGCCCUUUCAGUGUAAGCUGUGUGGAAAAUUCUUUAGAAGUUCUGCAUGCCGUAAUAAACACAUUCGAAUUCACACUGGAAUAAAACCCUAUAAAUGUCAGUACUGUGCAAAAGCCUUCACUGUUUCUUCAAGCCUAACUGAGCAUAUAAGAACUCACACGGGAGAGAGGCCCUAUGAGUGUAAAGAAUGUGGGAAAUCAUUCACUACAUCCUCGAGCCUUAUUGUACAUAAAAGAACUCACACUGGAGAAAAACCCUAUGAAUGUAAGGAAUGUGGGAAAUCAUAUAAAAGGUGUUAUCUGCUAACUGAACAUUUGAAAACUCACACAGGGGAGAAGCCAUUUCAGUGUAAAGUAUGUGGAAAAUACUUUCGAAGUUCUUUAUGCCUUAGUAAGCACAUUCGUGUUCACACUGGAGUAAAACCGUACAAAUGUAAAGACUGUGGGAAAGCUUUCACUGUUUCUUCAAGCUUGUCUCAGCAUGUAAGAACUCACACUGGAGAGAAGCCCUAUGAAUGUAAGGAAUGUGGGAAAUCCUUCACUACAUCCUCAAACCUUUAUCAUCAUGAAAGAAUUCACACAAGGGAGAAACCCUAUAAAUGUCAGGAAUGUGGGAAAGCCUACAAUAGAUUUUAUCUACUAACUGAACAUUUAAUAACUCAUGCAGAAGAGAAAGCCUUUGAAUGGAAGGAAUGCUAAAAAUCUUUUAGGAAUUCCUUCUGCCUUAAUGAAACUUGAAAUUGUUCUGGUAAGAAACCUUAGUGUAAAGAAUUGAGAUCUCACUUGUGCCAGUUCAAAGAUGAAAGAAGGCACUCUCUCAGGAUUUCCCAUGGAUUUAAGGAAAUGUUGGAGAACCACUGGAAUCUGAUCUCAGAUUCUAGAACUCACCCGAGAGCUAUACAGUGUAAGAAACACAAAAUCAUUCUGUUUUGGGGGACUUAUUACGUAUCUUAGGUCUUGCAAUGGUGAGAAAUACUGCUGAUGUAACAUAGGUGGAAAAGUUGUAGUUCUGUUAAAAACUUUGAUGUUUACUUGUAGUCACAGUGGAGAAAAAUUUUAUAAAGGCAAUAAAGGUUAGAAAGUCAUUAAUCUUCAUCCUUCAGUAAAUAUGAUUCACACAAGAGCAACUGAAUGUUUGGAAUAUAAGGAUGUGUCCUAAAAUCUUUUUAUGUUGCUAGAAAUAUCGCUUUCUAGGUGGUUUUGUGGGUUUAUUUUGAAUAUCUGUGAUGUGUCUCCUUUAGAGCAACACCACUCCAGUCAGUUGUUCCAACUUCAGUUUGCAAUCCUGCCAAAAUUGAGCUGUCAGGACUCAAACUUACUCCUACUGGAGAUUUGUGGUUGCUUUGUCAUUUUCUUAAAUGUUUCCCACCUAUGGUGGCUCACACAUUGUUAUUCUCAGUGUUGUUAAAAACCCUUAAGCCUCUGUGAAAGUAAUUGUGCAGGAGAGGGUGAGCCAAGAAAGGAUAGGUUAAUAGCUGGUAGCAUGAAACUGAUUUCAUGACCAUAAGCUGAACCAUGAUCCCAGAACCUGGCAAGAAUGGGAAUUACUGUAACAUCACACAGUGAAGGAAGGGAGUACAGGAAGGUAUCUGGCCUCUUGAUCCACCAUCCAGCUUGGUGGAGCAGUCAUCAUAUGCCUGAAUCAAGCAACAGCUGGGACUGGCAAUAAGACUUAGGUUUGUCUUUCCAUGAAGUAUAUGAACAUGGCUGGUCAUCAUGGUCCCUUGUGCUGGAAUCCAUCAUUGGAAGUUUCUGAAUGUUAUCCUUGGACAUAUACACAGUGAACAGCAGGACCAGGUUUUAAUCUAAGUGAGAACAAAUGUAUAUCCUUCUGACACUUAAGCAGUCUUAGAGUGUGUCAUCCAUGAUCAUUGAGGCUGCUGCCGCCUGAUGAGUAUUGGGCAUCAGUGCAUCCCAAGACCUCGGCACUGAAGAUGACUUUACCAAGUCACCAGCACCUCUGCUAUAGCAAGGCCCACGGAUUGGUGCUCCUUAGGCACAGAUUUCACAAAACAUUUUUGUGCCUGUUCCUUUGAUAUUUGGGGUUCUAUUAUGUGUCUAGUCUUGCUGUCACCUUAGCCCAUGAUCUGGGAAUGAUAUCAGCAAAACAGCUUUAUACCCAAUGCCUAUAGGAAAAACUAAUGGGAUAUUAUUAUCUGUAAUUACUAUGAAAUUGAUUUAUUUUAAAUUUGGUACCCCUAGGAGGCAACUGUUGCAUCUCAAUCAGCCUAUUAAUGCUGAAAGGCCCACUGUCUUCCCAAGGCCUUCUGCUAAUCCGUUAUGACUUUCCAGGUUGGUUUUUUUUUUUUUUUUUUUGACAGAGUGGACAGUGAGAGAGAGAGAGAAAGGUCUUCCUUUGCUGUUGGUUCACCCUCCAAUGGCCGCUGUGGCCGGUGCAUUGCGCUGAUCCAAAGGCAGGAGCCAGGUGCUUCUCCUGGUCUCCCAUGGGGUGCAGGGCCCAAGCACUUGGGCCAUCCUCCACUGCACUCAUGGGCCACAGCAGAGAGCUGGCCUGGAAGAGGGGCAACCGGGACAGAAUCUGGCGCCCUGACCAGGACUAAAACCCGGUGUGCCGGCGCCGCAGGCGGAGGAUUAGCCUAUUGAGCCGCAGCGCCGGCCCCAGGUUGAUCUUACUCCAUCCAUCCUUUUGGUUUCAGUGAAAACCAGUACACUACAUGUGUUUUGUUUUAUUUUAAGAUUGAUUUAUUUGAAAAGUUACACAGAGAAGGAGAGGUGGGGGUGGGGGUGCGUGUCUCAUCUGCUGCCUCACUCCCCAAUUGGCCGCAACGGCCGGAGCUGUGCCAAUCCGAAGCCAGGAGCCAGGAGGUUCUUCCAGGUCUUCCAUGUGGGUGCAGGGGCCUAAGGACUUGGACCAUCUUCUACUGCUUUCCCAGACUAGCAGAGAGCUGGAUAGGCAGUGGAGCAGCCGGCACACGAACCAGCACCCAUGUGGGAUUGCUGGCACUGCAGCUGGCAGCUUCACCCACUACACCACAGUGCUGGCCCUUAAAGCAUUAUUGUUGCCCUUUAUUGCCCUUCAGAUGUUUUCCAGAGCAAUGUCGUACAUAUAUAUCAGAAAACUUACAUUGCUUAUAGUUCUAACAAUAUUUUUUAUUUUUUAUGGUUUUUGGGUUUUUUUUUGUUGUUGUUUUGUUUUGUUUUGUUUUGUUUUGUUGACAGGUAGAGUUAUAGACAGUGAGAGACAGUUGUGUGCUAUUUAGGGCAGUGUGUGCCCUGCUGUUUGAAAAGCUCAGCUCUCAUCAUCUCAGAGUUCCUUAGUGUGAUGUCAAGCCAUCAGAGGACCAAUGAGUCACACCUUCUGUUUUCUCAAUAUUAGAAUAUGUUGCCAUCCUGUGAUUCUUGCUGGCUAAGGAGAGACUGUUUCUCUUAAGCCUAUGAGUAUUUCAGAUGCUAGCCAAGCAAUCCAAAGCACACAUCCCCAGUCACUUUCAUAAUCUAACAUACUAUGCCAGUAUCUCUUAUGCCCUAAACCAGCCCAGGGCAAGGCACUAAACAAACCGGGAAAUCCACUGUGUUCUUGAACCCAUCAGAAUUAUUCAAACUUGUGGGUUCUAAACUUUUUCUGACCUGUCUUGCUUUUCAGGUGGAAAUUCCAAUACAUGCAGUGGCCUAUGCUUACCUCUUGCUCAUACUUUUGCCUCCUAACCACUUCUGUUGUUACCUAUGCAGGCCAUAGUGUGCUGUGCUGUGUUCUAUCCUUUUCCAACUUUUUGUUACGUGGUUCAAACCUCUGUGUAGUCAGCCACCUUUAUGAAAUCACAUAUAGGCUAGAAUCAGCCAUUGCUUUGCUUCACAGAUUUUUAUUGCCUAUGUACACGUCCCACAACAAGGUAUUGCCUUCUUUUGAUAAGUUGUGAACUGCCUAUGAAAGCUGCCAUUUUGACUUGACGCCUGCAAUUUGAUUCUUACCCUUUCCCUCUGUACAUGUUGCAUGUUAUUAGGUAGUAAUAAUGUCUAAACUGGUUGUGAAAUGAUGGCUCACUCAGGUUCCAAUUGCCAUUUCCCUGAUGAUAUGAUAGGUUUUCACUUAUUUUGGCUUCUUGUCUUCCUUUUUUUUUUU
This is a messenger RNA of Oryctolagus cuniculus (rabbit), 7926 nucleotides long. The record is from RefSeq and is a predicted model, not a curated record. Lineage: Eukaryota; Metazoa; Chordata; Mammalia; Lagomorpha; Leporidae.